AACCAACGGACGCGAUCGCUCACCUCUCCCCACCGGUCAUUCCACCGACCCAGCACAGCAGUCCGAGAGGCGAGCGACCGAACCAGCCUGCUCUCUCGCUCGAGAAGCCUCCUCCGCUCCGCCGUCCGCCCCUCGCCUCACCAGUCCGCAUUCCGGCGCACACGCCCAUUAAAAUACCGCGUCCAAUCUCCGCCCUGCGCUCGUCCCUCAUGCCCGCCUCGCGGCUCACAGUGCGCGUGUGCCACCAUGCUCGGCGCGGCGCUCCGCCUCCGCGUCCGCGUGCUCCGCCGCCGCCGCUCCCACCGCGGGCGCCGUCGAGGCAGGCGGUCUCUCGGUCGGGUCGGGGAUGACGACGACGACGAGGGAGGCCGGGAGCCGGUGCUGCUAGUGUCCGGGAUGGGCGGCUCCGUGCUGCACGCGCGCCGCCGGUCCAACUCCAAGUUCGACCUCCGGGUCUGGGUGCGCAUCCUCUUCGCCAACCUCGACUUCAAGAAGUACCUCUGGUCGCUCUACAACGCCGAUACCGGGUAUGUGGAGCCGCUGGACGACGAUGUGGAGAUUGUCGUGCCGGAGGACGACCACGGCCUGUUUGCCAUCGACAUUCUUGAUCCUUCCUGGUUUGUAGAACUUCUCCAUCUGUCUAUGGUGUAUCACUUCCAUGGUAUGAUUGAUAUGCUCAUAAACUGUGGAUAUGAGAAAGGGACCACACUAUUUGGAUAUGGUUAUGAUUUUCGCCAAAGCAACAGGAUAGACAAAGCGAUGGCUGGUUUGAGAGCAAAACUUGAGACAGCUUAUAAGACCUCUGGAGGGAAAAAAGUUAAUUUAAUCUCACAUUCUAUGGGUGGAUUGCUAGUAUUCACUAAGUAUGUCAACAAAUGGAUUUGCAUUGCUUGUCCAUUCCAAGGUGCCCCCGGAUGCAUCAAUGAUUCUCUACUUACUGGAUUGCAAUUUGUUUAUGGUUUUGAGAGCUUCUUUUUCGUAUCUAGAUGGGCAAUGCACCAAUUGCUUGUCGAAUGCCCAUCAAUCUAUGAAAUGUUACCGAAUCCAGAAUUCAAGUGGAAGGAAAAACCAAUUAUUCAGGUUUGGCGUAAGAACCCUGAAAAGGAUGGAACUGUGGAGCUUGUUCAAUAUGAAGCAACUGAUUGUGUGUCCUUGUUCGAAGAAGCUUUAAGGAAUAAUGAGCUCACGUAUAACGGAAAGAAAGUAGCACUACCAUUCAAUAUGUCAGUCUUCAAAUGGGCCACCAAGACUCGCCAAAUCCUAGACAAUGCUGAAUUACCAGAUACUGUGAGCUUUUACAAUAUAUACGGGACAUCUUAUGAAACUCCAUACGAUGUAUGCUAUGGCUCAGAAAGCUCUCCGAUUGGAGAUUUGUCAGAAGUGUGUCACACAGUGCCGUCAUACACUUAUGUGGAUGGAGAUUGCACGGUUCCCAUAGAAUCGGCACGGGCUGAUGGGUUCUCUGCGAAAGAAAGAGUUGGCGUCAAGGCCGACCACCGUGGCCUGCUGUCCGAUGAGAACGUAUUCAAGCUUCUCAAGAAAUGGCUCGGUGUGAGCGAGAAGAAGUCAGAGUGGCGUUGCGUGUCUAAAUCCUACUCCAAAGUGGGUAAUUGGGUUGCCCUGUAGUUCUUCAGGAAGACUGUUAUUUUGGCCUUUCCUCCUGAAGAGAAGAUGAAACAAAAUUCUGGUGAUUGUAUUGUAUGUCUGCACGAUGUAAAUCCCUGCGAGCUGCACGGAACAAGGGAUUAGUGCCCCUUGUACGAUGUAUCAUUGCCAGACAUUUCUUUUGAAGCCUAGGGUCAUAUAUUCAUUGCCCCUUCCAACUUUGGAGCAUAGUAAAUGAAUAAUAUGAAAUCGAUCAUAAUUUCAGAA
Messenger RNA from Zea mays, 1872 nucleotides. RefSeq lists its product as uncharacterized. The transcript has 11 exons. Gene Ontology annotation, biological process: lipid metabolic process. NCBI's taxonomy places the organism in Eukaryota, Viridiplantae, Streptophyta, Magnoliopsida, Poales, Poaceae. The record is from RefSeq and is a predicted model, not a curated record. The coding region runs from base 247 to 1626 and encodes 459 amino acids.